Emericellopsis atlantica is the source of this 1405-nucleotide messenger RNA. RefSeq names its product ubiquitin-conjugating enzyme/RWD-like protein. Bases 289 to 1200 code for a protein of 303 amino acids. The transcript is spliced from 2 exons. The record is from RefSeq and is a predicted model, not a curated record. Lineage: Eukaryota; Fungi; Ascomycota; Sordariomycetes; Hypocreales; Bionectriaceae.
GGAAACCAUCGACUGAUGUGAUUAUGUAACGCAAAUGAGUGGGUCGGUCCAAGUUGUUGCGCCCCGUCAUCGGUCAUCCUGACGCCCGCCGGCGAACCGCGACUCCUUGACACGGACUCGGCGUGGGGGGUGGGGCUAUUGUGCGUGUAAGGUGUCUUCAUCUAGCAUUGAACAUACAUCAGCGCUUCUGUAGAAUUUCUUGCCCGUCCUUCCUCACUGAUCCAAAGGUCGCCGGAUACAGCAUUCAUUGGAGCUUGGGUAGGUUGCUGGUGCAAGCUCUCUGCCGCCAUGGCUGCAAACACGACGCUCAAGCGUAUAACCAAAGAAGCAGCCGAGCUGCAAAAAUCGCCAUCACCCGACUUUGUCGCUUCUCCCAUCGCUUCCGACCUAUUCGAGUGGCACUUUACACUUCGCGGCCCACCAUCGAGUCCCUACGCCUCGGGACAGUAUCACGGUCGCAUCUCGCUCCCACCUACAUAUCCGUACCGCCCACCUUCCUUUCGCUUCUUGACCCCGAGCGGUCGCUUUGAGACCAACAGAGAGAUAUGCUUGAGUAUAUCAGGUCAUCAUGAGGAGACAUGGCAGCCGGCAUGGGGAAUCCGCACCGCUCUCGUGGCCUUGAGGAGCUUCAUGGAGACGGACGUCAAGGGCCAACUCGGUGGCAUGGAAUGCUCCGAGGAAAGGCGCAAGAACAUGGCCGAGGAGAGCUGUCAUUGGAGGUGCGGCGUGUGUGGCAUGUCCAACGCAGAGAUCAUGGCCGACGCCACGGAGCGUUGCAAAGACGCGCCGCAGGCUAAGCAGGAUGUUGUCCCAGACGAGCUGAAGAUGGGUUUCAGAGAUGAAUUGGAGAAGCCCAAGCAACAAAAACAGCAGCAGCAGCAAGAGGAAGAGGAGAGGGAGAUAGCUGAAAUGGCGGAAGGAUUCGUCCAGACGGCACCCCCAGUGGAUCGCUCGCAAGCGGAGGCGCAGGCGCAACCAUCAACCAGGAACUAUGAGUCCAGACCGAUUCAAGCAGCAUCGCAGCCAAUAUCCGCACAGCCUACACCAACACAAACAGUGCCUGUUCCCGAGCAGCCGACGGCCCAGAUGGCAGGCUGGAGGAAUGACAAUGGCGUACCCGUGUGGCUGGAUCGUCUCAUCGUUGCACUCGUUGUCUUUCUGGUCGCGCUGCUCAUGAGGAUCAUGUACGUGGGCGUGUAGGACACGCUCUCAAGGCGUUGGCUGGAAUAAAUGAAGCCUGUGGGUUUGCUUGCGAAGUCAUGCCUUGUUACGCGAGCAUCUGCGCGUAGCACUUGCAUAUCCCGUCAAAGUAUUUCGGUUGUUCACAUUCGAGGGAAACCUUGCAUCGAUCGACGGCGUGUCGUCUCGCAAGCGUGUUGCUCUGGAGGGAAACCGUUACUAAGCU